CAAGGCCAUGUUCAAGGGUGCUGAUGGGAAGAUGGUGGGCCUCAAGAACGUGCUUUUGGUGCCCAACCUAGCAGCCAACCUGAUUUCCGUUCGGCGUUUGCAAAAGGCCGGCAUGGACACAUCUUCCAAGGGUUCGAAAACAUAUACCGCGAGGCUUGGUGAGCGGAAGCUUUGGGACCUUCAUGAGGACAGGGACAUCUACAAUGAGAUGUGGCAAAUCCCAGUGGUCCCCAUGCCUAAGGAGAGGCAAGUGGCAGCAAGCGUCAGCACCAAGAGUGAAGCGGAUGGUGGCGGUGAUCACGGAAAACAAAGUGACACCAAGAGUGACUCGAAGGAGUGCAAUCUUGGAGAGACCAGCAAGGCGUGUGAACCCAAGGAGAGUAGUGCAGCAGCCAAAGGUGGUGGAAAUGAGGAGGAGAAUCAUAAGAUCAGCAAAACAGCAGCGGCGAAGGAGAAAGGAGAGAGCUUGUGGGGCACAAUUGCGAGUGCCGCUUUCUCCAACCCGACCUCCGCUACGGGAGAGUGUGAUUGGCUGACCUUGCAUCGGCGAAUGGGGCAUGUGGCAUUGCCCAUUUUGCAGCAGAUAGUCAAGCAAGACAUGGUCAGUGGGAUACGUGUCAAGGGGGAGCCCAAUGAGGUGCUUGGCUGUCCAACAUGCAUGCAAGCCAAGUUCACCCGCUACCCGUUCCAUAGCUCGGAGACAACGGCGAAGGCACCACUUGAUGAGGUGGUGAUGGAUGUGGUGGGUCCCUUGAAGCUUGGAGCUGCUGGAGCUGAGUACUUCCUCACCAUUGUGGACGUCUACACUCGCAUGACUUGGGUAUAUGUGCUGCCCAAGAAGAGUGACGUGGCUGAAACGGUGAAGACCGAUUGGUUGCCGAUGGUGGAGCGGCAACAAGACCGACUUGUGAAGGCGAUUCGCACUGACCGUGGGGGAGAGUUCCUGAGCAAGAACUUCUCAACUUGGCUGAAGAAGCAGGGCAUAAGGCACUCUCUUACCAUGCCCUACUCUCCUGCAAUGAACGGCAUUGCCGAGCGUGCGAAUCGGACACUCACGGAGACGGCUCGGGGACUUCUCAUUGAAGCCGGUCUUCCCAAUUACUUUUGGCCGGAUGCGGUGCGGCAUGCUUGUGUGGCCAAGAACAGAGCCUUGACUCACGUGGGAGAAGACAAAUGGGUGCCCUAUGUGGAGUGGAUUGGAAGGAAGCCGAAGGUGGAUAUGCUUCGGGUGUUCGGGUGCAUGUGCAUGGCACUUGUGCCUAAGAAACUUCGGCACAACAAGCUUGAUGCCAAGGCAACAUGGGCCGUGCACUUGGGCAUGGCUCAAAACAGCAAGGGAUGGCUUCUUUGGGACCCAUUUACCAAGAAGUUCCUGGUGAGCAGAGAUUGCAAGUUCAUGGAGAACUUACCGUACAAGGAGUGGAAGGCGGAGAACCAAGCGAAGAUUGGUGUGCGGCUUGGAGAGGUGAAGAGUACCGGCUUGGAGCAUGUGGAGCUGCCCUUGGAGCUGAGUAGCAGCAGCACUAUCACAAGGCAAUCUCCUCAAAUGAAUGGGGGAGAAGAGGAGGAGGAGGUGCAGCAAGGUGAUGAGCGUACACCGUCACUUCCGCCUCGUGCUACAAGUGCUCGCGGGAACCGAGCAGAUUUGCAGCAACGCCAUGAGAGCAUCCAAGUCCCUGCAGUAGAGGAGGAAGGAAGGGGGAGAAGGAGGACUCAGCCCCCCAAUAGGUUGAGCUAUGAACGGCUUGGAGGAGCAGCCAACUCAACCUUGACCGGUUCGGCUCUCAUGCUAGGCGAUGAAGCGGAAGAUGAAAGCGAGGAGUGCGCUUUUGCCUUCUUCUCUCCGGUGGAGAUACCGGGGGAGCCUACAAAUCCCAAGGAGGCUUGGGAGGGCCCCAAUGGGAAGGAGUGGAAGAAGGCCUCAGAUGAAGAGAUGGGGAGCAUCAUCGAGAACGACACGUUUGACUUGGUGAACCUACCCCCGGGGCGUAAGGCGAUCUCUUCCAAGUGGCUCUUCAAGCGCAAGACCGACGCCGACGGCAACAUUGAGCGCUACAAGAGCAGACUUGUAGCCAAGGGGUACCAGCAGCAGGAGAAGAAGGACUACAAUGAAGUAUAUGCUCCUGUGGUAAAGGGUACAACCCUUCGAACCCUCUUCGCCGCGGCGGCCAUCAAAGGAUGGGUGGUGAAGCAAAUGGAUAUCGUAACGGCCUUCCUCAACGGAGUUUUGGAGGAAGAGACCUACAUGGAGCAGCCAGAGGGGUACAAUGAUGGGAGUGGCAGAGUGUGGAAGCUGAAGAAAGCACUCUAUGGCCUCAAGCAAGCCCCUAGGCAAUGGUACAUCAAGCUGCGGGAAGUCUUGGAGGCGAUCGGUUUCACUCCCUCAACGGCCGAUCAAUCAUUGUUCAUGCUUGGCGAGGGGGAGCAGAGGAGCUUCAUGGUGGUUUAUGUGGAUGACAUCCUCAUAUUCUCACCCUCCUCUGACCUUGUGAAGGAGGUGAUGCUGAAGCUUCAAGACAAGUUCAAGUGCAAGACCCUUGGUGACGUCAACUACUACCUUGGGCUUCACAUUGAGCGAGAUGUGGAGAAGCGGUGGAUGCGAGUGCAUCAAAAGAAGUACUUGGAGGCCUUGGCUGCAAACUUUGGAAAGAGUGAAGGUCAUGUGGCUACUCCUCUUCCCUCAGGGUUCAAGUGUGUGAAAGGACCAGCAGAGGAAAGUGUUGGUGAAGAGGAGAGGCGCCGUUUUCAUUCCUUGGUGGGCAGCCUCAUGUAUGCGGCCGUUCACACAAGGCCGGAUGCAGCCUUUGCUACCGGACAGCUAGCUAGGGUUGUCCAAUGCCCUAAUGAAGAGCAGGUAGCAGCUGGAGAGAGGGUGGCCAAGUACCUUGGCCAAACAGCAACUGUUGGACUGCAAUACUCCGCGGCGGCACAAAGGCGUCAAAAGGGUGCGGAUGGAGUCGAACCCGGGAGGCUCUUUCUCACCGCCUUCUCUGAUGCAUCUUGGGCAUCAGAACCAGAGGACAUGACAAGUGUGGGAGGCUUCAUCUGCUGUGUUGGUGGAGGACCAACAGCUUGGGAGAGCAAGAAACAAGUGGACCAAGCAUUGAGCUCGGUGGAGUCCGAGUACAUGGCACUCUUCCGUGCCAUAAGAGAGGUUGUGUGGCAGCGGCGUUUGCUAGCUGAAUUGGGGGAGGAGCAGCAAGGACCUACCCCCCUCUACUGUGAUAGCCAGGGUGCUAUUGCAUUGGCUAAGAACCCCGUUCUUCAUGGCCUUACCAAGCACAUGAAGGUGAAGUGGCAUUGGGUGAGGAGCAUGGUAACCGCGGGUGAAGUGGAGUUGCACUACGUGAAGACGACGGCGCAGCCAGCUGAUAUGAUGACCAAGAGGCUGGUUGAGCAGCAGCAUUGGAAGUGUUGCAAGCUUGCUGGGAUGGCUCUGAACUAAGGGGAGCAGAUUCUAAGGCC
This is a messenger RNA of Closterium sp. NIES-67, 3465 nucleotides long. The record is from the annotation of a GenBank genome assembly. NCBI's taxonomy places the organism in Eukaryota, Viridiplantae, Streptophyta, Zygnematophyceae, Desmidiales, Closteriaceae.